Magallana angulata is the source of this 363-nucleotide messenger RNA. RefSeq lists its product as uncharacterized. The transcript has 3 exons. The coding region runs from base 1 to 363 and encodes 120 amino acids. Lineage: Eukaryota; Metazoa; Mollusca; Bivalvia; Ostreida; Ostreidae. The record is from RefSeq and is a predicted model, not a curated record.
AUGAGGUUGGCAGGACUUUCCGCACUGUCCUUGGUAGCAGCUGAUGAUGGAACGGACAGCAGUUUACAUGGCCCGUUUCAUCAAAGAUGCACCGGAAGCAGCAGCACUAUCUCCAUCACUGGUGAAAUGGGAAAUGAUGAGUGGACAGUCAUCACUUUGCAGCUCACUGAUUCAUUUCGCAGCCCAUCUCUUUUUGUCUUUAAUGGUGGUCUCUGGAGGAAUGGUUGCAGUGCAGCCUUCAUGUCCGGGGCAGCUUGGAAUGGUGUUUUCCCUAUCGCACUGAAGGCGGCAUUGUUAUACCGGGCAUCUCCUUCCGCUCUUAUAGGUGUAUUGGCAAGUCCACAUUUCUCGUUAAGCUCUUGA